AUGAUGCAACUUGGUAAAUUUGGUAUCAAUGACAUUAGAGAGGGCGUAUCUGUGGAAGAGAUCCAGAAGAUUGAAGAGAGUUUGGCUGCAUCAAAUUCGAAGCCCGGUGGCAUGAAUUCUCACAGCAGGCCUAAAGAUGAGGCUGAUGAUGAGAUUUCUCAUUUGGUGGCCAUGGCUCCAACACAGAAGUUAUACAACGUCGUUUUCGUAUUGGGACCGCCAGGCUCAGGAAAAGGAACUCAAACCCUUGGCUUUAUGCACUUGUCAGCAGGAGAUCUUCUGCGUGCUGAACGGCAACGACAAGGUCUCAAUUAG
Messenger RNA from Ostertagia ostertagi, 315 nucleotides. Lineage: Eukaryota; Metazoa; Nematoda; Chromadorea; Rhabditida; Trichostrongylidae. The record is from the annotation of a GenBank genome assembly.